AUGCCCAACAGGAAGCCAAGAUCACAAGCCCCUUCCCAGCUACCAGGAGGGAGAGCUCACGCCCAGCAGAGCGCGAUACAGCAAAAGACCGGGGUCACGAUCGCUGAGCUACAGGGCAUGUUUCUCAACGCCAAGGUCAAGUUCUUCCAGAAUCUUAGAAAAUUGGUAGCCCCCCAUUAUGAAACACAUGGGUGGGGUCCAAUUCAUGAGGCAAUGCGAGACGAAGCGGCUCUACGAAGGCAGGGAGGGUAUAGAUCGAACUCGCAAACAGCUACGUGGAUGCCCAUGGACGUGGACAACGCCUGGAAGAGAUUAGAUGGUGGUGGCGGUCCAGCACCACCUUCACUCAUUUCCCCACCGCCCAGAACGUCGGGGUAUUGCCCUGGAGUACACGUUGUGCUUUGCGGUAUCGGUGACCCUGAGUCCCAGACCAUCUAUGAGGAGGAUGCCGGAGUUGGACUCUGCUACAAUACGGGUACCAAAAACCACGAGGACGCAAAGGCGAACGACCAGGAGCCCCUUAUAGGGCCAGACGAUGUGGGAAUCAAGUAUACUGGCUACAUGACGGUUAAGUUCAAGAGCUGGCAGUGGCUGAAGCACAAGGUUGCGUGCGGCGCGAUGGGCGAUUAUCUCGGCAAUCUCAACAAGGACACGACCCUCUUUACCCACAUGCGACGCCCUCACCGUACAGAAGACAGCGUCGAUCACGGAUUUGACUUCGCAUGUCUGAAUGACCAGAUCAAGAGAGCAAAUUAUCUGUUUUCAGGAGACAUAUCUCAAUACCCAAGACCUAAAGAGGAUGAUGCAGAUAUGUAUGAACUGCCUGGCGCAAAGAUCCUGCAUGAUAUUACGAAGGACGAGAUAACACCUCCCGAGUUCCGCUUCCGCCCUAAAGUUUGCUACUCUCAAUCUUCGGAUUAUACUAUGCAAGAUUAUCAGAGCGUUUCAUCCAAUAGUGAUGGCAUGGGUUACGGUGGAAAGAUGUAUUUCCACCAGGAACUCAAGCAAUCUUUGACAAAGUGGAGAGACAUCAGUGUCUUCAUGGUCGGUGAUACCAUAAUCCAGAUCGCCAUGUCCAAGGGUGACUGGAUUGACCCCGACGCCCACCAUUCCGGCUUCACUGCCGAUCGCUGCUUCACCAAUUGGCGGAGAUUCAACCCUGCCCCCCAGAACGCCACGACAGAAGAAGCGAAGAAGAAAGAAGCCGAGCUUGGUAGAUUUGUAACCUUUCAGUGA
This is a messenger RNA of Fusarium redolens, 1236 nucleotides long. RefSeq lists its product as uncharacterized. The transcript is spliced from 4 exons. Lineage: Eukaryota; Fungi; Ascomycota; Sordariomycetes; Hypocreales; Nectriaceae. The record is from RefSeq and is a predicted model, not a curated record. Bases 1 to 1236 code for a protein of 411 amino acids.